GCCCCCGAGUUUAUAUUGAGGACUAAGCUGAGUAAAAUGAAAUGCUUCUUCAAACUCAAACCAACAGCUAAAAGCAAAGAUGAAAUAUACAUGGAAAUUAGUGCAAGAGUUGAAGCCUUCCCUGUUGAUGGUGCUAGCGCAGGUUGCAUAUGCUUCUGCAAACGUGCUUUACAAGCUCGCCAUAAAUGAUGGAAUGAGCAUUAUGGUUGUCACUGCCUACCGUCACAUUUUUGGAGCUGCUUUCUCUCUUUCUCUUGCUCUUAUUUUCGAAAGAAAGAACAUGCCAAAGUUGACAUGGAGGGUGCUUUCGAUGUCAUUUUUUUGCGGCCUAUUUGGAGGGAGUUUAGCGCAAAACCUUUAUUUCAUUGGCUUGGCUUGGGUAUCAGCGACAUUUGCUACAUCCGUUUAUAAUCUCGUUCCUGUGAUCACUUUUAUCUUCUCCGUUUUGUGCGGCUUCGAGAUGUUAAAUUUGCGAACCGCAGCUGCGAGGGUUAAGGUUUUGGGAUCGAUAAUAGGAAUUAGUGGGUCAAUGCUGCUCACGUUUUUCAAAGGGGGAGAAAUAAACAUUUGGACGUUUCACAUUAAUCUUUUGCACAAAAAUCAAAAUGGUCACAUAGCAACACUGCAUGCUGAUCACUCUGGAAGAAAAUGGCUAGGUGUUUUAUGUGGUCUUGCAAGUGGCUUCAGUUUUUCAUCAUGGCUCAUCAUUCAGACUAAGAUGAGUAAAGAGUAUCCAAGCCUAAGGCAUCAUUCAAGUACAGCGUUGAUGACCUUAAUGGCGGCAAUACAAGCCACCGUCUUUGCCCUAUGUGUAGAGAAGGAUUGGAGUCAAUGGAAGUUGGGUUGGAGUAUUAGGCUUCUAACUGCAGCUUUUUCGGGAAUUGUGGUCUCUGGAUUAGUGGUUAUUGUCACUACUUGGUGUGUACGGCUGAGAGGUCCAUUGUAUGCAUCUGUUUUCAACCCUCUCUCACUUGUGAUAGUGGCUAUUUUUUCUCCCUUGGUGUUGGAUGAAAACCUAUAUGUAGGAAGUUUAAUUGGAGCGUUGCUAAUUGUGUGUGGCUUGUACAUGGUGCUGUGGGGUAAAAGCAAAGAAAUGAGAUUGGAGUCAUCAGAAAAAGAGAAUUUUGAAGCGACUGCGGCUGUUGUCAUUACGACACUGGAUCAUGACAAUAGUGACUACGGCAACAAUAGCCACACAAUAAGUAGCUAGUAACACCAAUCACACUGUUACAAUAUGGUUUCACGAUGAAUCAUCGUGGAGUGGACAUGAUUCACUGAACAGCAGGGACAAUAACGUGAAAGAAGACAUCUAUAUAUGUAUCUCAUGAUAGUCUCAGGACCUAAAGAAUGUUGAAGUGGUAAUUAAUUGGGAUGCGUUGACGAUGGUACAUGAAUUAGGAUGUCUACGUUUAAUUACAACAAAACUCAAACAACUGCUCCUUCGUCUCAAAUUAACAAAUUAUCUGUGUUUUAGAAUUUGAAAACUUAAGUGAAAACUGCGAACUAUAUUAUUUUAUCCAUAUUUCAUCAAUAAGCAAAUCCAAUUCGAAAAUUAGGUUCCUUGAAAUGUUUUCUCUUAAUAAUUUUGGAUACUCAUCAUCUCCCUUGAUCUCUCAAGCGUUUAAAGUUAAUCUUCAGCACACACUCAAAUUCCUUAAAAUAAAUGUCUAACCACAUGGUUUGAAAAGUGAUCCAAUUGCCACUAUUUAUUUUGAAUACAUAUG
Cajanus cajan (pigeon pea) is the source of this 1724-nucleotide messenger RNA. Its product is annotated as WAT1-related protein At1g25270. Gene Ontology annotation, molecular function: transmembrane transporter activity. NCBI's taxonomy places the organism in Eukaryota, Viridiplantae, Streptophyta, Magnoliopsida, Fabales, Fabaceae. Gene Ontology annotation, cellular component: membrane. The record is from RefSeq and is a predicted model, not a curated record.